ACCCAUCCCCUAGUUGAAUAUGGGCAUGGCAGGGGCAUUCCGAGGAAUCCAGUCGCUUGACGUGGGCCAGAGGGGGUCUCGGAUUUUUAAAGCACUGUCCUGUCUCUCACUUCAUUUAGCCGUGCAGGGGUGUCAGCCACUCUCGACGGCCGCUCGCUCUGCCUACUCCUCCGCCACCUCGUCUGUUCGCCACACUUUCUUACUUCUCCUGCGUAUGUGCUGCCUUUAAGCCAAAACAGUUAUCGGACAGUUACUAAAAGUCUCAAUGUGUUGCUAAUUUGGAAAGAAGGAAAACAUACCGGAGCUGUCACCGCUGGACGAGCUAAACUGGAUAAUAGCCUACAUUCAUCACAAAGGUGACAGAAGUAGCUUGAAAUAUCAACUACGGACUUGGUCGCCAGCACAAACGCAAAUCUUCCUCCUUUCUCCCCCUCCUCGGGUCUCUUUCCAACUUUUGAACUUUUCCUUUUUUCUCUCUCUCCUCAUUCGCGAGUGCGCGCGCCUGGCACUGCCCCGCUCCCCCGCGUGCAGUGAAAAAAACAACCCUCUCACACACCGGCCUCACUGAUUGUCGUAUAAAAAAGGAGGCACGGAAAACCGAAAACAUGAUGAGCAAUAACGCUUACUACGACCAGCUGCCGCCGCAGUACUACUACGGCACCGACAACGGGGAAGAGGGCGAAGAGGAGAUGCCGGCCACGGAGAAAGACCUCGCGGAAGAUGCGCCCUGGAAGAAGAUCCAGCAGAACACCUUCACGAGGUGGUGCAACGAACACCUGAAGUGCAUCAAUAAGAGGAUCAACGACCUCCAGAAGGAUCUGAGCGAUGGCUUGAAGCUCAUCGGGCUGCUCGAAGUUUUGAGUCAAAAGCAUAUGUACAGAAAAUACCACGCCAGACCAAACUUCAGGCAGAUGAAACUGGAGAAUGUCUCGGUAGCCCUGGAAUUUCUGGAGAGGGAGCACAUUAAGCUGGUUUCUAUAGACAGUAAGGCCAUCGUGGACGGUAACCUGAAGCUGAUCCUGGGGCUGAUAUGGACGCUGAUCCUGCACUACUCCAUCUCCAUGCCCAUGUGGGAGGACGAGGACGAGGAGGACGCGCGCAAGCUGACCCCCAAGCAGCGGCUCCUGGGCUGGAUCCAGAACAAGGUGCCCCAGCUGCCCAUCACCAACUUCCACCGCGACUGGCGGGACGGCAAGGCCCUCGGCGCGCUGGUGGACAACUGCGCUCCAGGUCUGUGUCCUGACUGGGAGUUAUGGGACCCCAACCAGCCGGUGGAGAAUGCCAGGGAGGCCAUGCAGCAGGCUGACGACUGGCUUGGAGUGCCACAGGUGAUCGCCCCGGAGGAGAUCGUGGACCCGAAUGUGGACGAGCACUCGGUGAUGACCUACCUAUCCCAGUUCCCCAAAGCCAAGCUCAAGCCCGGAGCCCCCAUCCGCCCCAAGACCCUCCACCCAACAAGAGCCAGGGCCUACGGACCAGGUAUUGAGCCCCGGGGCAACAUGGUCCUAAAGCCCGCUGAGUUCAUGGUGGAGACGGUGGAGGCAGGUCUGGGAGAGGUGCUGGUGUACGUGGAGGACCCAGAGAGACACACAGAGGAGGCCCGUGUGAUCCCAAAUAACGACAAGAACAGAACCUACUCUGUGGUCUACGUUCCAAAGGUGGAAGGCCUCCACAAGGUGAAGGUGCUCUUCGCUGGGCAGGACAUUGACCGCAGCCCCUUCAUGGUGCAGGUGUCCAAGGCCAUGGGCGACCCCAACAAGGUGCAGGCCCGGGGGCCGGGUCUGGAACCCACAGGCAACGUGGCCAACAAGACCACCUACUUCGACAUUUACACCGCAGGCGCCGGUGCUGGCGACGUGGGCGUGAUCAUCGUGGACUCGCAGGGCCGGCGGGACACGGUGGAGAUCAUCCUGGAGAACAAGGGGGACAGUGUUUUCCGUUGCACCUACGUGCCCGUGCUGCAGGGCGCCCACACGGUCUACGUGACCUUCGCUGGGCAGCAGAUACCCAGAAGCCCUUUCUCUGUAAACAUCUCAGAGGCUCCUGCAAACUCGCGGUCUCCUGGCUCGCCGGUACAGAUAAUCCCCCAGUCUAUACGCACCCCGCCCUCAGACAAGGCUCGGAGGGUGCCCCCCCCUACUCCACCCAAACCCAGGCGACCAACCAGUAACCCUAACGCGUGCAGGGCGUCCGGGAGAGGCCUGCAGCCAAAGGGCAUGCGGGUGAAGGAGGUGGCCGACUUCAAGGUGUACACCAAGGGGGCGGGCAGCGGAGACCUGCGGGUCGGAGUCAAGGGACCCAAGGGUAAUGAUGAGCCGGUGAAGGGCGAGGAUGUGGGGGGCGGGGUCUACGAGUACGACUACUACCCCAUCUUCCCUGGCAAAUACAUCAUCAGCAUCACCUGGGGAGGACAGCCCAUCCCCCGCAGUCCGUUCGAGGUGUACGUGAGUGAGGAGGCGGGGCCCCAGAAGGUGCGUGCCUGGGGCCCCGGGCUGGAGACGGGCAUGGUCGGCCAAUCAGCUGACUUCGUGGUGGAGGCCAUCGGCACCGAGGUCGGAACCCUGGGUUUCUCCAUCGAGGGCCCAUCCCAGGCCAAGAUCGAGUGUGACGAUAAGGGCGACGGCUCGUGUGACAUGCGCUAUUGGCCGACGGAGGCCGGCGACUACGCCGUGCACGUCAUCUGCGACGACGAGGACAUCAAGGACAGCCCCUUCAUCGCCCACAUCCUCCCCGCAGCCAAUGACGUCUUCCCAGAGAAGGUGCAGUGUUCUGGCCCAGGUCUGGAACCCACUGGCUGCAUCGUCAACAAGCCUGCCGAGUUCACCAUCGACGCCCAGGCAGCCGGCAAUGGUCAGCUUCGGAUAUAUGCUCAGGAUGCAGAGGGCUUCCCCAUCGACAUCCAGAUCACAGAUAACGGAGACCAGACCUACUUCUGUGUGUACGUUCCCAGCAAGCCCAUCAAACACACCAUCAUCAUCACGUGGGGAGAGGUCAACGUUCCCAACAGCCCCUUUAGGGUGACCAUUGGAGAGGGCAGCCACCCAGAGAAUGUGAAGGUGUACGGUCCGGGUGUGGAGAAGAGUGGACUCAAGGCCAACGAGCCGACAUACUUCACCGUAGACUGCAGCGAAGCAGGACAAGGGGACGUCAGCAUCGGGAUCAAGUGUGCCCCAGGUGUGGUGGGACCUGCGGAGGCCGACAUCGACUUUGACAUCAUCAAGAACGACAACGACACCUUCACCGUCAAGUACACGCCCCCUGGAGCUGGCCGAUACACCAUCAUGGUGCUGUUCGCAGACCAGGAGAUUCCCAUCAGCCCAUUCCGCAUCAAGGUCGACCCCUCCCACGAUGCCGCCAAGGUCAAAGCUGAGGGCCCGGGACUCAGCAAGACAGGGGUAGAGGUGGGUAAGCCCACCCACUUCACCAUCUACACCAAGGGGGCGGGGAAGGCCACUCCCGAGGUCGUCUUCACGGGUGCCUCAAAAGGCGAGGCCGUCAGCGACUUUGAGAUCAUCGACAACCAUGACUACUCCUACACAGUGCGCUACACUGCUUUACAACAGGGCAACCUGAGCAUCUCUGUGUUCCAUGGUGGUGAUGCCAUUCCCAAGAGCCCCUUCGGCAUCGGCGUGGCGCCUCCACUGGACAUCAACAAGGUCAAAGUUCAAGGCCUCAACAACAAGGUGGACGUGGGCAAGGACGAGGAGUUCACGGUGAACACGCGCGGCGCCGGCGGCCAGGGCAAGGUGGACGUCAAGAUCACCUCCCCCUCCCGACGGCCAAUCCCCUGCAAGGUGGAGUCCAGCUCGUCCAAUGAGGAGCACACGAUCAAGUACAUCCCGCCCGAGGAAGGGCCCUACAAGGUGGACGUGACCUACGACGGCCACCCCGUCCCGGGCAGCCCCUUCGCCGUGGAGGGGGUCAUGCCCCCGGACCCCACCAAGGUGCGUGCUUAUGGGCCAGGCCUGCAGGGUGGCGUGGUGGGCAAGCCGGCCCCCUUCGCCAUCGACACCAAGGGGGCGGGCACCGGCGGGCUGGGCCUGACGGUGGAGGGUCCCUGCGAGGCCAAGAUAGAGUGCCAGGACAACGGCGACGGCUCCUGCUCCGUCUCCUACCUGCCCACCGAGCCCGGAGAGUAUUCCAUCAACAUACUGUUCGCCGAGCAACACAUCCCCGGCUCCCCCUUCAAAGCCAUGGUCCAGUCGGUUUUCGACCCCAGCAAGGUGACGGCGAGUGGGCCGGGCCUGGAGCGGGGCAAGGUGGACGAGGCCGCCUCCUUCACGGUCGACUGCUCCAAAGCCGGCGAGGCCGAGCUGACCAUCGAGAUCAUCUCCGACGCCGGCGCCCCGGCCGAGGUGCGCGUGCAGAACAACAGCGACGGCACCUACUCCAUCACGUACAUCCCGCCCUUCCACGGCAUGUACACCAUCACCAUCAAGUACGGGGGCCACGCCGUGCCGAACUUCCCCGCCCGGGUGCAGGUGGACCCCAGCAUCGACACCAGCGGCAUCAAGGUCUACGGGCCCGGAGUGGACUCCAGAGGAGUUCUGAAGGAGGUCAACACUCAUUUCGUCGUGGACGCCCGUGCGGUGAGCAAGUCCGGUGGUAGCCAGAUCAAGGCGCGCAUCGUCAACCCCUCAGGCUCCAACACGGACGCCUUCAUCACCGACAAGGGAGACGGCACGUACAAAGUGGAGUACACGGCCUACGAGGACGGUAUGCACCUGAUUGAGGUGCUGUACGAGGACGUAGCGAUCCCCAAGAGCCCCUUCAGGGUGGGGGUGACGGAGGGCUGUGACCCCAGCCGAGUACGGGCCUACGGACCAGGCCUGGAGGAGGGGCUAGUCAACAAGCCCAACCUCUUCACCGUGGAGACCAGGGGUGCGGGUACAGGUGGCCUGGGCCUUGCCAUCGAGGGUCCCUCGGAGGCCAAGAUGUCCUGCAAGGACAACAAAGAUGGCAGCUGCAGCGUGGAGUACAUCCCCUUCACCCCCGGGGACUACGACGUCAACAUCACCUUCGGGGGCCUGCCCAUCCCAGGUAGCCCGUUCCGCGUGCCAGUGCGUGAGGUGGUGGACCCCAGCAAGGUGAAGUGCCUGGGCCCCGGGCUGGGCAGCGGCGUGCGCGCCCACGUCCCCCAGGCCUUCACUGUGGACUGCAGCAAGGCAGGCGUCGCCCCCCUGGAGGUACAACUGUACGGACCCACAGGAGUUGCUGAGCACGUCAGCAUCACGGAUAACGGUGACGGUACACACACAGUCAACUACACCCCCACCAAAGAUGGACCCCACACUGUCUGCGUCAAGUACGCCGACCAGGAAGUGCCUCGCAGUCCAUUUAAAAUCAAGGUUUUGCCCGCCCACGAUGCCAGCAAGGUGCGUGCCAGCGGCCCAGGCCUCAACGCCUCAGGUGUGCCGGCCAGCUUACCUGUGGAGUUCACCAUCGACGCCCGCGAUGCCGGAGAGGGCCUUCUCACCGUCCAGAUUUUGGGUCCGGACGGCUGCAGGCAGGAGGCCUCGGUGUUUGUGUCCGAAUGGGGCAUGCGGGUGUGGGAGAGUCACAUUACAAAGGGAACCAUCCCCUUCUAUAUUCUUAAGCAAGGCGGCUACGAUCCCGAGGGCAAGCCCAAGAAGGCCAACAUCCGUGACAAUCGGGAUGGAACAUACACCGUGUCAUAUGUGCCAGACAUGACCGGCCGCUACACCAUCACCAUCAAAUAUGGCGGAGACGAGAUCCCCUAUUCGCCCUAUCGCAUCCACGCAGUGCCCUCAGGAGACGCCAGCAAGUGUUUGGUCACAGUUUCCAUUGGAGGACAUGGAUUGGGAUCAGGGCUGGGACCCACCAUCCAGAUCGGCGAGGAGACGGUGAUCACCGUAGACGCAAAGGCCGCUGGGAAGGGCAAGGUGACCUGCAAGGUGUCGACCCCAGACGGGGCGGAGCUCGACGUGGACGUGGUAGAGAACGCGGACGGAACAUUUGACAUCUACUACACGGCACCGGAGCCGGGGAAAUACGUCAUCACCAUCCGCUUCGGAGGAGAGCACAUUCCCAACAGCCCCUUCCAUGUGGUGGCGAGCGAUACCAUUCCCAUUAUAGAGGAGCCGUGUGAUAAAGUGCAGCUGCAGCAGCCCUACGCCCCCUACCAGGGCUACGCGCCACACUGGGCAACAGAGGAGCCAAUCACAGCCACCAACGGGAUUGAGCCCAUGCUUCGGCCCUUCAACCUGGUCAUCCCCUUCACGGUGCAGAAAGGAGAGAUCACAGGUGAAGUGCGAAUGCCCUCGGGUAAGACGGCGCGUCCCAACAUCACAGACAACAAGGACGGCACAGUGACCGUGAAGUACGCCCCCACUGAGAAAGGCCUGCACGAGAUGGACAUCAAAUACGAUGGCAACCACAUACCAGGAAGUCCACUGCAGUUCUAUGUGGACGCCAUCAACAGUGGUCAUGUGACGGCCUAUGGGCCUGGCCUGAGCCACGGCAUGCUCAACAAGCCCGCCCUCUUCACCAUCGUCACCAAGGACGCAGGGGAAGGUGGCCUGUCCCUGGCAGUGGAGGGUCCCUCCAAGGCGGAGAUCUCCUGCAAGGACAACAAAGAUGGCACCUGCACCGUCUCCUACCUGCCCACCGCCCCGGGAGACUACAACAUCAUCGUCAAGUUCGACGACAAGCACAUCCCCGGCAGCCCCUUCACCGCCAAGAUCACAGGUGAUGACUCGUUGAGGACGUCCCAGCUAAACGUUGGCACGGCGACAGACGUAUCUCUGAAGAUCACGGAGACGGACCUGAGCUCGCUGUCGGCCAGCAUCCGGGCCCCGUCCGGUAACGAGGAGCCCUGUCUGCUCAAGAGGCUGCCCAAUCGACACAUUGGCAUCUCCUUCACCCCUAAGGAGGUGGGGGAGCACGUGGUGAGCGUGAAGAAAAACGGGAAGCACGUCACCAACAGCCCCUUCAAGAUCAUGGUGGGCCAGUCGGAGAUCGGCGACGCCAGCAAGGUCAAGGUGUUCGGCAGCGGCCUCAUCGAGGGACACACCUUCGAGGUGGCCGAGUUCAUCCUGGACACCAGGAACGCAGGUUAUGGAGGUCUGGGCCUGUCCAUCGAGGGUCCCAGUAAGGUGGACAUCAACUGUGAGGACGUGGAGGACGGCACCUGUAAAGUCACCUACUGCCCCACGGAGCCCGGCACCUACAUCAUCAACAUCAAGUUCGCUGACCAGCACAUACCAGGCAGCCCGUUCACGGUGAAGAUUACGGGCGAGGGCCGCAUGAAGGAGAGCAUCACCAGGAGAAGGCAGGCCCCCACCAUCGCCACCGUAGGAAGCACCUGCGACCUCAACCUCAAGAUACCAGGCAACUGGUUCCAGAUGGUGUCGGCGCAGGAGCGCCUCACCCGCACCUUCACGCGCAGCAGUCACACCUCCUACACGCGCACCGAGCGCACCGAGAUCAGCAAGACCCGGGCCGGCGAGACCAAGCGCGAGGUGCGCGUGGAGGAGAGCACGCAGGUGGGGGGCGGCGGCGGCGGCGGCCCCCCGGGGGGCGUAGGAGGCCCCGCCGGCACCACCAGCCCCUUUCGAGACGUCUUUGGCGGCUUCCUGGGCCGAGAGGGGGCCACCACCACUGCCUACAGCGGAGCGCAAGCCAGACAAGCAGAGGGUGAGUCGGGGACGCAGGAGAUGCUGGCGCAGGUGACCAGCCCGAGUGGCAAGAUGGAGGAGGCGGAGAUCGUGGAGGGAGAGGAGGACAGCAGCACCUACAGUGUGCGCUUCGUGCCCCACGAGAUGGGGCCGCACACCGUCAACGUCAAGUACCGCGGCCAGCACGUGCCGGGGAGCCCCUUCCAGUUCACCGUGGGGCCCCUGGGGGAGGGCGGCGCCCACAAGGUGCGGGCGGGCGGGUCCGGCCUGGGCAGGGGCGUGGCUGGAGUGCCAGCUGAGUUCAGCAUCUGGACUCGAGAGGCUGGGGCUGGCGGUCUGUCCAUCGCCGUGGAAGGACCCAGCAAAGCAGAGAUCUCCUUUGAGGACAGGAAGGACGGCUCCUGCGGGGUGGCCUAUGUCGUACAGGAGCCCGGUGACUAUGAGGUGUCCAUUAAGUUCAACGACGAGCACAUACCAGACAGCCCCUUCAUCGUUCCCGUGGCGACGCUAUCUGACGACGCCCGUCGACUUACCGUCACCAGUCUGCAGGAGAUGGGGUUGAAGGUGAAUCAGGAAGCCUCGUUUGCGGUGCAGCUGAACGGCGCCUGCGGGGUGAUCGACGCCAAGGUGCACACGCCCUCCGGAGCCGUGGAGGAGUGCUACAUCACCGAGCUGGAGAACGACAAGCACGCGAUCCGCUUCAUUCCGCGGGAGAAUGGCGUCCACUCCAUUGACGUGCGGUUCAACGGGAGCCACAUCCCCGGCAGCCCCUUCAAGAUCCGCGUGGGAGAACCCGGACAGGCCGGGGACCCUGGGAUGGUGUCCGCUUUCGGACCGGGCUUGGAGGGUGGAUCCACAGGCGUGCCGUCAGAGUUUGUGGUGAACACGUGUAACGCGGGCUCGGGCGCCCUCUCGGUGACCAUCGACGGGCCAUCCAAGGUCAAGAUGGACUGCCAGGAGUGCGCGGAGGGCUACAAGGUCAUCUACACGCCCAUGGCCCCCGGUAGCUACCUCAUCUCCAUCAAGUACGGCGGGCCACAGCACAUCAUGGGCAGCCCCUUCAAGGCCAAAGUCACAGGUCCUCGUCUGUCGGGAGGCCACAGUCUGCACGAGACGUCCUCGGUGCUGGUGGAGACGGUGACCAAGUCUAUGACGUCGUCGGGGGCGUUCGCCUCGCUCCCCAAGUUCUCCUCGGACGCCAGCAAGGUGGUGUCCAGAGGGGCGGGCCUCUCCAAGGCCUUCAUCGGACAGAAGAACACCUUCACCGUCGACUGCAGUAAAGCAGGCACCAACAUGCUGAUGGUGGGCGUGCACGGGCCCAAGACGCCGUGCGAGGAGGUGUACGUCAAGCACAUGGGCAACCGCAUGUACAACGUGACCUACACCGUCAAGGAGAAGGGCGACUACAUCCUGAUCCUCAAGUGGGGAGACGAGAUGGUGCCGGGCAGUCCGUACCACGUCACCGUGCCUUAAAACAAACCCCCCCCCAUGGACUCCCCCAUGCCUUUUGGUUGUGUGCAGGGCUCUGAAUUAACUUUCUUUUGUCACCAGCCAAAAUAGCUCGCAGAUGUAAAUCUUACAAGCCAAACACACUCACUAAUGGGUCAAAGUGCCUAGUAAGUCAUUUUUUUCUACCAGCCAAACUGAAAUUUCACCAGCAUUUGGCUUGUUGGCUGGUGUUAAUUUAGAGCCCUGAUUGUGUGUUUUUGUAAUGGACUGGUCCAUUACCCCCCCCCCCCCCCCCCCCCCCCCCCAUCGUUACUCCCCAUUGAAAACCCCCGAAGCCCGUAUCCUAUUAUACUGCCACAGAAAGUCAGACACACUAUGUAAUGCAUACGCAUAUAAGGACUUAAUCACUGUCUGUGCAUGGAGAGUGGAGGGGAGGACAUUUUGCAAUAACUACAGUACGUUUUGCAUCCAUUUUUAUAGGAAACAGGCACAAUCUCUUUCGUGUUUUUUGUACACCUCUUCACACUAGAUACAAGCACCACCGCAAAAUCACAUUUUCUCGAUGUCGCCUAAACGGAGCAUGACGUGAACCUUGCGGUGUUAAACCCAAAGGUAGAUUAUGGGUUCAGAUAACAAAGACUGCCACUACAGUAGAGUGACUUCAGUGAGGCAAUGGGGCACCUAAGUCACGCCCUCUACUUCCUGGUUCAUGGGGCAGAGGGAGUCAAAAAAUAAUUGCUGGGCUUGAAAUGAGUGAUUUUUCGACAACAAUCCAAACCUUGGACCUCCACUUAUGCACCACAAGUCCACCACGACUCGCCUCGUUCACUUCCAUUUGUUUUUUUGCAACUGUCUGCCCCGUGAACCAGGAAGUAGAGGGCGGGACUUAGGUGCCCCAUUUGGCCUGAUGGAAUCUAGCCCUGUGGUUGCCAUGGCUUUCCACAGAUCUGGCCUGGGUCAAGUCCGGAUCUGUUGCUGUUUUACUGUUGCCUGGGAAAUCCCAUGCUGCUUUGCACAAUCUUUCGGAAUCUGAAAGACAGCAUGGAGUCUAUCCCUCAGCAAGGGUUCCCAAUCAUGGUCUCCAAACAGGCAGCAGGGAGGCGUGCAAAGGCGAUGAAUGCAAUUUGUCUGAAUAGACACAACUGACACGAUUGGCUAUGGGCUACGUAUGCCAAAUGUUACAAAUUUGUAACGCCCAAUAAACAGCCGUUGUCAAUCGUAAGCCACACACCCCCUACGGGAUUUACAGUAGACAGGUCUCCAGACCCUAUCUCAGUUGUGAUUAGGUCUGGUGGUACCCAGGCAAGAUUUACUCUAAGUCCUGUCAGAUUCUGGUGCUUAUUUCGCUUAGAUCUGACAGACUCAGACCAAAUCUCUUUUUUUUUUCUCUCAAAGAGUUGCCCCGGGAGGUUGCCAUAUAUCCUGCAUCAAUUACUCUGUCAAGCUCACUCUUCCUCCAUCUUUUCUUCAUUUUCCAUGACUCCCCUCUGCUCUCUCUCCACUUCCUCUCGUUCUGAAAUGUGAUAUUUUUGUACGUUUACUUUUUUUUUUUUCUUGGAUGCCAGAGAAUGUAUCGUGAAGAGUGACAGAUAGGUCAGCAGUUAAAGGCACGUCUGUUUCCGUGACGACGGAACGCUGGGCCCUGUGUUGUGGGUGUGGCUUUGGUUGUCGCUGCCCAAUCAGCUUCCUUUCUGCAGCCGUUUGCAGGCAGGAUCUAACAUGUAUUUAUUUAGUCUCUUUUUUUUCCUGACAGAAAAGUGUCUUAUUAUUAUUAAUAUUUCAUGGGGGGGUGGGGGUUGUUUUGUUUUAAUGGGGAAAGAAAUACAAUCAUUUACAGAGAUACCCCGCUGGUAGCAUACUCUAAUUCUGUGUCUGGCUUGGAUCUGGCCAUAAGUCGCUGGAUAGAGAUCACACACACACGCGCACGCGCACACACACACGCUUAUUACUUAUUCAGGCCUGUUAAAAAAGCCUUCCAUUACCUUAUUUUUUCUCUCUGUCACACACACACACACACACACACACACACACACACACACACACACACACACACACACACACACACACACACACACACACACACACACACACUCAAUAUAAAAGCCAUGUUUGGGACUCGUGCUAAACCAGAACAGAACCAGAGUCCACUUCCAGUUGGGUUGGUUGGCCCACACGGGGAAAAAAAUAAAAUUCUCUCCCUCCUCUUUCCGAAAGCUGUGGAUCAGUACCGUGAGACGAGAGAGAGGGAGACUCCUGAAGCCCCCCGUGCAGAGAGCCUGCUACUACUACAGUAUUUUUUGUGAAUGAAACUAUACACAGUGAAGAAGAAGAAGAAGAAGAAAAAAAAAACGUAUACCGGAGUGACAUUUUAUAGUGAUUUUAUAUGUAUGACAACGAAUGGGAAGGAUGUGAGUCUAAUUGUUUGAUAUAUUAACCUACUGUUUUUGGUAAGACUGUGCAGACAUAAUUAACAAAAAAAAAGUGUAACUGCUAACUUGCCAUUAAAAAGCUCAAAUAUG
This is a messenger RNA of Engraulis encrasicolus (European anchovy), 11605 nucleotides long. RefSeq names its product filamin C, gamma b (actin binding protein 280) (gene flncb). Gene Ontology annotation, biological process: actin cytoskeleton organization. The record is from RefSeq and is a predicted model, not a curated record. The transcript is spliced from 51 exons. Gene Ontology annotation, molecular function: actin filament binding. The coding region runs from base 606 to 9110 and encodes 2834 amino acids. NCBI's taxonomy places the organism in Eukaryota, Metazoa, Chordata, Actinopteri, Clupeiformes, Engraulidae.